AUGAGUCAAAAUUUUGACCCUAAGCCUGCAGAAACCACUGUAGUGCAUGGACGGAAAUAUAAGCGACACACCAGGGGGACCUACGUUGGGCUCAUUGCAUAUGUUAUUCAGGAUUCUCCAAAUAAGAUGCUUACAUUUAAACAGAUUAUGGAGAGAUUGGGGGUAUUUGUGACGGGGGACAGAAAGGGUCUGGAGAACAACAUCAGAGUCUGUCUGUCGUCCAACAAAUGCUUUGUUAAGGAGCCAGUUGACCCUGAGUAUCCAAAUGCAAAGAGGAACUUCUGGAAAGUAGAUGAGAGCUCCAUCACCCCAAAGAUGUUGCGCCGGCAUUUCCGUGACAUUGCUAAGAUGUUUCCUGGACUGCCAGCAAAAUUGGAAAACAGCACUGGUAUAGAUACUGCUAAGGACCCUGCACUGCCAGUAUGUACUGAUGAAAAAGGGCCAAGUUCAAUCAAAUUUAGCAGCCCCUUUUCAAUUGAGUCACUGCUGAAGAAAGAUCACAGCACUCACAAGAGGAUUCCGUCUGUUCAGGACACUGUUCAGUAUGCUGUCCUGGCUAAAGGAGUUCAAAAUGGCUGUGUGCUCAGUCCACUGCUGCUCACUCUGCAAAGCACAGUUAGAACCACCAUCAUAAAUGUCAUCAUUGACAUGACCAUGGUGGGUCUCAUCAGCAGGAAUAACAAUUUUCAGAUCGUAAGACCCUACAGCGGUUAG
Molecule: messenger RNA, 714 nt
Organism: Trichomycterus rosablanca
Lineage: Eukaryota; Metazoa; Chordata; Actinopteri; Siluriformes; Trichomycteridae
Exons: 4
Coding region: 1-714 (237 amino acids)
Biological process (GO): positive regulation of transcription by RNA polymerase II; transforming growth factor beta receptor signaling pathway
Cellular component (GO): activin responsive factor complex
Molecular function (GO): transcription cis-regulatory region binding; DNA-binding transcription activator activity, RNA polymerase II-specific
Source: RefSeq, a predicted model, not a curated record